CGUACAUCUCCACUGUGAUUGGCUCAAGGUGACGCAUCUGGCCCUUUCUCGCUGACACUCGGCCAGUUCAAAGCGUUUUGCGCGCGCUUCCGUGUCCAUGUUCUCGGCUCUCCUGAGCUACCUCGACCUGAUUUUCCUGAUUGGAGCUUGGCUGAGCCAAUGGGGCUCGAUCCUGACUCAGGCCUCCUGGGCGGCGGAGGCGCACUUCGAGAGGGAUGCGGCGGCGGCGCCGCCAUUUGGGUAUGUCACCGUCUUUGUCGGCCUCGUUGGAGUCGCAGUGACCAAUAGACUUGGUGCCCGGUAUCGAUCACGCUUCAUGAGAAGAAGAGACAAUUGCAUUGCCAUUCUCUCUAGGGGAUCGGCGCGGAUUCGGCGCUGUGUCUCCCGGGAAGUGUAUGUUUAUGCCGUUCGCUUUGUCUACCACGGCGAGUGGCCGCCGCCCCCUGCCCCCGUGGAGAGGCAGAGAGCUAGUGGCCAAUUGCCCGAGGAAAGCUGAGUCUGCGAUAGCAGAUGAUGGGAGCCUGGUAUACCCUCGCAAUUCCGUGUUUAGAGUGCGUUCGCAUCGAUUAGCGUUUGGUACGUUGGAUGAGCGCCGAUUGGCGCUGAGCUAGCGAUGAUCAGCCUUGAUUAACAUAGAGUCGCACGAGCCAGCAAGAUGGUCUGGGAGGCUCCCAUGAGGUGCCACCGAAUCAGUUACGUGAGGUGUUCAUGAGUCGACUUCCGGAGGGGCUCUCUGGCGCCAUCCUGGGACUGCCUCGGGGCUUUCUUCGGCAGCGAGUCCGGGGUGGGAGUGACAAGGAGAAGGCCUCCUCAGAAGGCUCGGGGGUCUCUCGGCCUUCUGAGAAGUUUCUAAGCCUUCCCCCUGAGGGCGCAGAACAUUUCUCAGGAGGCGCGAGGGCUUCUGAAAAGUCCCGCCGCCUCCUGAGGAGGCCUCCUCCUUUUCACUUCCCCCCCUCGCUCGCCGCCGAUCUCUUCUGUCCCUCCCGAGUCUCCCUUGGGGCCUCCCGCGGCCAUCUGGGGCCGUGCUGGGCCGUCUCGGGGCGCUGUUGGGCUGUGGCGGUCCUGGACGCCGUGCCGGAGCCCGCAGAACCUUCGCGGGUAUCUGCGGGGCCGUCCAGGGGCCCUCCUGGCCGCAUCGGGGCUGUGUUGGG
Prorocentrum cordatum is the source of this 1151-nucleotide messenger RNA. NCBI's taxonomy places the organism in Eukaryota, Dinophyceae, Prorocentrales, Prorocentraceae. The record is from the annotation of a GenBank genome assembly.